This is a messenger RNA of Papaver somniferum (opium poppy), 728 nucleotides long. Its product is annotated as major allergen Pru ar 1-like. Gene Ontology annotation, cellular component: nucleus; cytoplasm. The record is from RefSeq and is a predicted model, not a curated record. Gene Ontology annotation, biological process: abscisic acid-activated signaling pathway; defense response. Gene Ontology annotation, molecular function: abscisic acid binding; protein phosphatase inhibitor activity; signaling receptor activity. Bases 94 to 576 code for a protein of 160 amino acids. NCBI's taxonomy places the organism in Eukaryota, Viridiplantae, Streptophyta, Magnoliopsida, Ranunculales, Papaveraceae. The transcript is spliced from 2 exons.
AUAAUCUUCACAAAUUCAUCAUCUAAACUCAAUAAAUUUUAGACAUCUCAAGUCCAUUUUCUCAAGUUUUUGUUAAGAAAACCGACAUACACAAUGGCUUGUAUCACCUUUGACGAGACUUUGGCUUGCCCCGUCUCCCCACACAGGAUGUUCCAUGCAUUGUUUCUCGAUGCUCACAAUUUGAUGCCUAAGAUCAUGCCUCAAGCCAUCAAAAAUGUGGAAUUUCUUUCCGGUGAUGGAGGACCAGGAAGUGUUCAACAAGUUAACUUCGCCGAUGGAGGCCCAGCGAAGUACGUUAAGAACAGACUAGACUCGAAAGACAAAGACAACUUUGAAUGCAAGUACACCGUAAUUGGAUGCGACGCGUUCGGUGACAAGGUCGACUAUAUCGUUAAUGAGGUCAAAUUCGAAGCUGCUCCUGGUGGAGGAUCAAUCUGUAAGACAAAAAGCACUUACCAUCCGAAAGCUGGUGUUGUAUUGAAUGAAGAAGAGAUCAAGGCCGGAAAAGAAAAAUCGCAGGGUGUAUACAAGUUUGUUGAGAAUUACCUGGUUGAGAACCCUCAUGUUUACGCUUAAUGAGCGCCUAUGCUAUACUUAAUAAUGAAGGUCCGAUAAACUUAUGUGCCCAGCCAGCUAAUCUGGUGUGUGUUUAAGGGUAAUUUAUAUCACUUAUAUAUGUAGUACUUUUACUAAUGAAUAAAAUGGACGAAAUGUUAAAGAGAGGCAAA